Messenger RNA from Brassica oleracea var. oleracea, 619 nucleotides. Its product is annotated as transcription factor PRE2-like. Gene Ontology annotation, biological process: regulation of DNA-templated transcription; regulation of growth. Bases 132 to 416 code for a protein of 94 amino acids. Gene Ontology annotation, molecular function: protein dimerization activity. The record is from RefSeq and is a predicted model, not a curated record. NCBI's taxonomy places the organism in Eukaryota, Viridiplantae, Streptophyta, Magnoliopsida, Brassicales, Brassicaceae. The transcript has 2 exons.
CCUCCUUUCUUCUCCCUUUCUCUUAACAAACACAAACAAUUAUACUUCUUCUCUAACCCACAGCGAUCAAGAAAAGAGAGUGUUCUAGGAUUCACAUAUAUUCCAAAUCUCUGCAAAAAGUUUAAACGAAAAUGUCGUCUAGCAGGAGGUCGAGACAAGCAAGCUCAUCAUCGAGGAUUAGCGAUGAUCAGAUCACUGAUCUUAUCUCAAAGCUCCGACAAUCUAUUCCAGAGAUUCGCCAGAACCGUCGUUCCAGCACGGUAUCAGCAUCGAAGGUGUUACAAGAGACUUGCAAUUACAUAAGAAACUUGAACAAAGAAGCCAAUGAUCUCAGUGAUCGUCUGUCUCAGCUUCUGGAAACCAUUGAUCCUAAUAGCCCACAAGCAGCCAUUAUUAGGAGCUUGAUUAAUGAAUAACUACGACAUACGCCUGAUUAGUUGUGCUUUAUAUAUCAUUUUAUAAUCUCGUUGUGAGGGUUAUCCAUCGGGGUCUCUUCUUAUUAUAUGUUUCUUAUAUUACAAGUCAACGUAGCCAGGGUUUAUAUUUGACCCUCUUUUGGUAAUUAACAUCACGCAUGCAACUAUUACGCUUUAAUUAUAAUAAAUCACAUUUUAAUUUA